UAGUUACAGCUGAUUGAGCGUAGCUGUAGAGCUUGGUGAAGUUCUGCAGGUUUUGUGAAAGAGGGAUUUGAUUUGAUUUGAUUUGAUUUGAUUUGAUUUGAUUUGGUUUGGUUUGUAGUCUUGGAUGAUCGCCCUCAUGGCUUUGAAGGAAUUUUGUGUUUUGAACGGGUUUAUUUUAGCCCUUUUUCUCUUUGCUGUUGAUGGACAGGCAUCAGGACCAUCCUUCUUGGUGACGUUUUCUGCAGUGAUUGAGUCUUGCUCUAAUGCUGAAUUGUGUGCAAGUCUUUUAAAACCCAAUGAGAGUCUUACAAUGACCAUCUUUCUGGUUGAUGACAAAAAUCAGACAACACUGCUUGCACAGCAGAGAUCUUCAACAGAGUUUCACCGCUGUUUUUGUUUCCAGGCCCCUCGAGUAGAUGUUGAAGAAUUGGUGCAGAAAGUGAGGGUGGUACUUCAAGGGAGGUUCUUUAAAAUGACAGAAGAGAGGAAAGUCAUGUUCAGACGUUACCUGCCUUUAACCUUCAUCCAAACAGACAAACCCAUCUACAAUCCAGGACAAACAGUGAACUUCAGGGUUUUGACCAUGGAUGCUAAACUUGUUCCUUUUGAUCAAAUGUACAGUCUAGUGAUGGUAGAGGACAAUCAAAAUAACCGGAUUAAUCAGUGGACCGACAUUUCCUCAACGGGGUGGAUAUUGGAGCUUUCUCACGCGUUAAAUCCUGAGGCUCAGGUUGGGAUGUACACCCUGAGGGCUUUUAUUGGUGAUCGAAUGAUCUCACAGGUUUUUGAGGUGAAAAAGUAUGUUUUACCCAAAUUUGAUGUCAUCUUGACUACACCACAGAUGUAUAGUGUGGGAGAUGCGGGACUGAAAGUUGAGGCUUGUGCCAAAUACACAUAUGGUCAACCUGUACCUGGUCAAGCAUUGGUGGAAGUGUGUCGUAAGCCAUACCGUUUGGUAUCUGGCACAUCUCGUGUGUGUCUUAACACAACUGCUAUGUUGAACAACAGUGGUUGUGCUUCCCUUACCAUCCGCACAUCAGCAUUUUUCACCACCAGUUUUGAAAACUACCUGCAAGAUGUAUUUCUUGUUAAUGGGAACGUCACUGAGGAGGGAACAGAUGUUGUGACCUCAAAAUCCAGAACUGUGUCCAUUACGUUUGAAGUUGGCAAGGUCAUGUUUUUGAACCUCCCAGGUUUCUUCAACUAUGGAUCAACGAUUAACGGAGAGAUCUUGGCAUCUUCUUUCAAUGGGACUCCAAUUGCAAACAAGAUGGUCUAUCUCUUGGAUGGUAGCCAGUGGCCCAACAAACUGCUGAUGAAUCUGACUACGGACAUGCAUGGACUGGCCUCUUUUUUCCUCAACACUGCAGAUCUCCCUAAAGCUGAUCUGAAUCUUGUGGCAAGUGCAACUUCACCGGUUUUUUAUGGUUAUAAGUCGCCCUUCUUCAGGAUAGAUGUGAAGACCGUGCCGCUUUACCAAACUGCUACUCCCAACAACCCAACGUUUAGUUCAAUGGAUAUAGUAAAGCUUGAGCAGCCACUGAAAUGUGGUGCCAAAUAUCCAGUGACAAUCGCCUAUUAUUUUGUUGGAGAAACUGGUGACUACAGUGCUGACAUAAUCUAUAUGGUCUUGUCCAAAGGGGUGGUUGUUCUGCAUGGAUUUCAGAAGGUCCAAGUGAGUGCUUUAAAUGCACCCAGUGGCACACUGUCAUUUGAUCUUCAUGUCAGUCCAGAUAUGGCUCCAGAAGUGCAGAUUCUGGCCUUCUGUGUUCUGCCCAGUGAUAAUGUAGUUGCUGCUAGUGCAGUUUUUGACACUGAAAAGUGUUUUCAAAACCAGGUGUCUCUGCAGUUUUCUCCCCCUACAGCUGUUCCUAGUGAGGGAACAGUUUUGAACAUCUCUGCUCAAGCAGGAUCCCUGUGUGGCCUCAGCGCUGUCGAUCAGAGCGUCCGAAUCAUGGAGCCAGAAAGACGUUUAAGUGCUGAAGCGGUCUUCAGAGAGCUUCCGGUACGAUCACCAUCAUAUUAUCCAUAUCUGGUUGAGGAUGAACAGGAGUGCCUGAAUGUUAGACCCCGUCGAGCUGUUCUUGCAAACGAAGCUUAUGAUGUUUUCAAGAGUGUGGGGGUAAAGGUCGCAACAAAUCUGCCAGUUCAAGAACCUAACUGCCUGACGUACCGAGGACUGUAUUACUAUCGCAACUCCCGUAUCGCUUUUGGCUUAGUGGGAAGGGCUCAGGGAAGGGCUCAGGGAAGUGGCCAGGGAAGUGGCUUGGGAAGCGGGACUGAAGGAGGGGGUGCUGGAGGUGAUGGCAGCUCCUCUUUUGAUGUGACAAUCAGGACUUACUUUCCAGAAACCUGGAUCUGGCAGCUUGCUCAAGUGGGAAACUCUGGUUCCACACAAGUUGCUCUGAAGGUUCCUGAUACUAUCACCACCUGGGAGACGGAGGUGUUCUGCCUGUCUUCCAGAGGUUUUGGUUUGGCUCCUCCUGUUCAGCUAACUGCCUUCCAGCCCUUCUUCCUGGAGCUCUCCCUGCCUUACUCCAUCAUCCGUGGAGAGUCUUUUGAGCUGAAGGCUACGGUGUUCAACUAUCUGUCCAAAUGCAUCAUGGUGAAAGUGACACCAGCUUCUUCCUUGGACUUCAGUCUUCGACCUCUUAAUGAGCCGUACUCCUCCUGUCUCUGUGCCAAUGGGAGAAAGACCUUUAAAUGGAUUCUCUCAGCUUCUGUUCUCGGAUCUGUAAAUGUGACCAUCAGUGCUCAAGCUGAACAAUCCCAGGUUCAGUGUGGCACUGAAGUUGUGACUGUGCCAGAAAGAGGACGCAUUGACGUAGUUACUCGAAGUCUUUUUGUUCUGCCUGAGGGAGUUGAAAGGGUCUUCACCCAGAGUUGGUUAUUGUGUCCAAAGGGAAGUGCCCUUUCAGAAGAUUCAUCUCUGAUGUUUCCAACAAAUGUGAUACAAGGAUCAUCCAAAUGCUCAGUUUCAGUCCUUGGGGAUAUUAUGGGUCGUGCACUAAAGAAUCUUAAUGGCUUGCUACAGAUGCCAUCUGGCUGUGGAGAACAGAAUAUGAUUGUUCUUGCUCCCAAUAUUUACAUCCUACAAUACCUUGAAGCCACUGCACAGCUCACACCAACCAUCCGACAGACUGCCAUUGGUUACCUUCAGAGCGGAUACCAGGGACAACUGAAUUACAGGCACGGUGAUGGUUCAUACAGCACUUUUGGUUACGAUGCAUCCAAUACAUGGUUGACUGCAUUCGUCAUGAGGUCUUUUGGCCUAGCAAGGCAUUUCAUCUUCAUUGAUCCCAAUGUCCUCCAGAGCGCACAGGAUUGGUUGAUUAGCAAGCAGGGUUCAGAUGGCUGUUUCAUGCAAGAGGGAACUCUGUACCACAAUGACAUGAAGGGUGGCGUUGGUGAUAAUGUGACCAUGACAGGCUACAUUGUUGCAUCACUGAUUGAAAUAGGUGUUCUUGUCACGGAUCCCAUCAUUACCAAUGCUCUAUCUUGCUUGAGGCCUGUCGUUGGGAACCUGGGAAACAUUUAUGCCACCGCUCUGCUUGCCUACACCUUCAGUCUGGCUGGAGAGACCAACACUCGAACACAGCUUUUAAAUUCCUUGGACAAUGUUGCCAUUUCUGACGGCAAUAAGCUUCACUGGUCUCAGACUUCAUCUGGAGAUACUCUGGCAGUGGAGAUCAGCUCCUAUGUGCUGCUGGCCAUUCUCUCUGUACAGCCCCUCACAACCGCUGAUUUGAGCUAUUCUAACCGCAUUGUCAACUGGCUUGUGACCCAGCAGAAUCCUUAUGGAGGCUUUUCAUCCACCCAGGACACCGUGGUGGCUCUUCAUGCUUUGUCUCUGCUUGCCAAACAAGUGUUCAGCUUGGAUGGCUCCAGCACUGUUACCGUACAGUCAUUGUCUGUAGCAGGAGAGGUUCAUAACUUCAACGUGAAUGGGGACAACCGGCUGCUAUAUCAGGAGAAGCCACUGAAGAACGUUCCUGGCAGAUAUAGUGUUGGAGCACAAGGGUCCACCUGUGUGUCUGUGCAGGUUGCAUGUUUCUACAACAUCCCGACACCAAUUAAAGUUUCUGCAACACUUAGUGUUGAAGUGAAGGUGGCAAGAGACUGCAAAGUGCGUGGAGCUGAUCUCCUGUUGAACAUCACUGUGACGUACAAUGGUGCAAAGCCAACUACUAACAUGGUUAUUGUGGACAUUAAACUCCUGUCGGGUUUCACAGCAGAUACGUCACUGCUUGGAUCUCCACCAAAUUCAUUUGCUCCACUAGUGCAGCGUGUUGAUGCUGGAGAUGACCAUGUGCUUGUGUAUCUGAAAGAGGUUCCCAAGGGUGUCCCCAUGACCUACAGGCUACAGCUGAAGCAGGUUCUUGAAGUUCAGAAUCUCAAGCCAGCAGUUGUUGAGGUUUAUGACUACUAUCAGCCAAGUGAUGCGUUUGAGACCACAUAUAUGCCUCCCUGUUAAUGACUGUGCUCUUCUAGCUAUUGGAUGCAUGAAUUAAACUCUUAAAUCAGUAA
Molecule: messenger RNA, 4527 nt
Organism: Carassius gibelio (silver crucian carp)
Lineage: Eukaryota; Metazoa; Chordata; Actinopteri; Cypriniformes; Cyprinidae
Product: alpha-2-macroglobulin
Exons: 34
Coding region: 125-4474 (1449 amino acids)
Cellular component (GO): extracellular region
Molecular function (GO): endopeptidase inhibitor activity
Source: RefSeq, a predicted model, not a curated record